CUAGUUUUGAUCGAACCCCGACUUAGAUGGUUUCUGUCUCACUUUCCAAUUUGCCAUCCUCAUGCAAGCCAAACGUACGUUCGCUCCCAACCCGCGCUACCCCGACGAGUUCCUUCGCAAGAUCCCCAAGACGGAUCUCCAUUGCCACUUGGAUGGAUGCGUUCGUCCUGCGACCUUGAUUGAACUGGCGCAGGAACAAGGUGUCGAGCUCCCGACGUACGACGUACCCCAAUUGUCCACGUGCCUCUUCAAGGAAACGUACGCCAACUUGGAAGAGUACUUGCGCUGCUUUGCCUACACGUGUGCCGUCCUGCGUGACCCUGCUGCGUUAGAACGCGUGGCGUACGAACAGGCCGUCGAUCAGUAUGCCGUAGGAGUGCGCUACUUCGAAACGCGAUUCGCGCCGCAACUCCUGGCGAUCCCUGGCAAGCUCUCGGUUGAGGACAUCCUUGUCCACGUGAACAACGGCCUUAAGCGCGCGACGGACGAAGCGAACGCCGCGGACGACGUCCAGAGUGGUGCCGCCCCUGUCCACGGGUACGGCAUCAUCGUGUGUGCGAUGCGCUUCUUCAUGCCCAACUUUGGUCCGUACUACGAGCAGUUCUGCCACGUGCAUCGGUACGAAGACAACCAUCGGUUGUACGGGUUGGCGUCCAUGGCUCUGAUCACCCAAGCGCAUGCGGCGAAGGAAGCAUUCGGCCUGCCCAUCGUCGCGCUGGACAUUGCCGGCGCCGAAAACGGCUUCCCCGCGUCAGAUCACGUGGAAGCGUUUGCGUUUGCACACAAAAAGUUCAUGCAUAAGACGGUGCACGCCGGCGAAGGGUACGGCCCCGAGAGCAUCUUCUCCGCCAUCACGGACCUCCAUGCCGACCGCAUCGGCCACGGGUACCAUCUCUUCCACGCCAACCAAGUGCGCAAGGACAUGACGGACGACCAAAAGCAGUCGUACGUCGAUGGACUGGCGCAGUACGUGGCCGACCAGCGCACAUGUCUCGAAGUGUGCGUGUCGUCGAACCUCCAGACCGUGCCUGAGAUUGAAAACGAUGCAUCUCGACACCCAUUGACCGAAAUGCUCAAUGGGAAGCUCGCCGUGUCGCUGUGCACGGACAACUGCACCGUAAGCAAGACGGACAUGUUCAAGGAGGUGCGCCUCGCGGUCGACGCGCUGGACCUGUCGCCGUCCGAGCUGCGCCGCGUGAUCCUCACGGGGUUCAAGCGGUCGUUCAUGCCGCUGCCGUACAAGCAGAAGCGCGCAUACACUCACGGCGUGAUUGACUAUUACGACAACCUGUGCCGCGAAUACAACAUUCAAGACUAAUUGUAAUCUCCUUGUACGAGUAUAAAAUAGAAAAUAUAACGACCAAAUUAUGCAUA
Aphanomyces astaci is the source of this 1374-nucleotide messenger RNA. RefSeq lists its product as hypothetical. The record is from RefSeq and is a predicted model, not a curated record. NCBI's taxonomy places the organism in Eukaryota, Oomycota, Saprolegniomycetes, Saprolegniales, Verrucalvaceae. Gene Ontology annotation, molecular function: adenosine deaminase activity. The coding region runs from base 62 to 1318 and encodes 418 amino acids. The transcript has a single exon. Gene Ontology annotation, biological process: inosine biosynthetic process; hypoxanthine salvage; negative regulation of adenosine receptor signaling pathway. Gene Ontology annotation, cellular component: cytosol; external side of plasma membrane.